UUAUCUCGGCUCCAGCCACGGUCACACUGAAAACAAAAAUGCAAGAUGCAGGCCCAUAUUCGAAUUGGAAAACCACUUUGAUCGCGAAUUAGAAACUGAUUAGGAGCCGCACGUGGCUAAAAAAUAUCCGAUCGGCAGUGCGCUAGGACUGCGACCGAAUUCGACCAGCAGGAGCAGGAGUAGUCGCGCGAACCAGCGCCAUGAAGCGCCGCUCGCGCUGUAACUCGGACACUUUUAAGGAGGAGCAGAUGGACCACAACGGUGACGACAUCAGCCUGCUGCAGCGCCCACUGCGCACCGCCCACACGGGAUUCGAGGAAGCGCGCCGGGCCUACGAGGAUGGCACCAGCGAGGUGCGUCAACUGCUCAGCCUGGAGUGCAGCCUGAUCUACGAGUGCAAGGUGUGCCGGAACAUGUUCCGCAGCCUGGCCAAUUUCAUCAGCCACAAGCGCGUCUUUUGCUGCGUCAGCGCUCGUUCCGCCAACGGCAGUGGAUACACAGAUCAGAACUCCACGAUGAUCAUACAAACAGGUGCCGGUCGGUCGCCGCAGGACAUUGAGCACAUGCUGCGCAGCAGGAGCACGGGCUGCUCGCCAGUUCCUCACGAAGUGCGGCCCAUGCGAGGAGGCGGCGGAAUGCGCGACCUGAGUGGCGUCAUCGAGCGCCUGCGUCGGGAAAAGGCACCAUCGCAGGCCAGGCGGAGCUCCCCCACUGUUCUCCAGCUGGAGUCUAUGCCCACCUCCAGUCAGGCCGUCUACCAGACCAUCAAGGUGGACCAGAAGGACAGCAUACGGACAGAGCUGGACGAGGUGCACCGCAUGCUCAAUCCUUCUGAGACCAUUGUAGGGCCCGACGGCAAAGCCCUGACCACCGUCAAGUUAGAACGCCACGGAGGCAGCGAUUCCGGCGAAAACGGCGAGCAGUCCAUCAGCGACGAAACGGAGACGAGCAUCUUCUGCGAAAUCUGCAACCUGACUUUUCAGACGCACAAAACCCUAGAGCUGCACAUUCAGAAGCAUCACUCGUCGUCGGCGUUUGUGUUUCAGUGUCCAGCCUGUUCGUUGACCUUUUUGCAGGCCGCUGCAGUUAUUCGUCAUUUGUCCAAGGACCACAAAAAACCUACACGUCGCAUUCGCAUGAUGCGGAACACUAUCCUGAAGCGCCGCGUGCAGCAGGGAGAUAUUCAGCCCAAGGGACCCUGCCGUGAGCUGAAGCGCCUGCAGCUCUCCGACGACGUGGUGGGAUAUGUCCCGGAGCCCCUGGAUGCCAGCGGUGAGCAACGUAAGAUCAUGUCUUUGUGUAUCUAUUGCGAAAAAUCCUUCGAGCGUCGCGCUGCUCUGUCAACACACCUGCUCAACUGUCGGGCGAAACAAGAGGCGCUGGCCAAGCCGGCUCCGUCGGUCAAAAAACCUAAGGUCAAGAGCAAUGAGUCCAGUCUGGAUGCGGCUGACGAGGAUCCAACUUCCUCCAUAGAUCUGCCGAAAGAUGAGCCCAUUAAAAAGGAGGAAAUUACUCUCAACGAUAUGUUUGCUGACCUACCGGAGCCAAACGAUUCAUUUUCCCCCGGACUGCACACAGUUUCGUUGGACCCUAAUUUGGCCAAUGAAAGCGACUCUGCCAGCGAUGAAGCCUCUAACACCGACGAAGAGCAUGAGCUUGGACCGGAAGCGGGUCCUGAAUCCACCAUGGAUCCGGAAGAUGUCAAGGGCAAGGCCAAGAAGAAGCGCAACGUCCCAGCGGAGAAGCAGCUGCGUUGCCGCUGCAAGAUCUGCCACAAGCAGUUCAAUGCCCUUGGAAACCUGCGUCGUCACAUAUCCAUGUUCCACUACCGCGCCCGCCGCUUCGGCUGCAAUCUGUGCGAGUAUCGCGCCUUCAGGCGCUACGAUAUCGUAAAUCACUUGGGUUUCACCCACAAGAUAGAAGGAGACCGAGACCAGCUGACGGAGCAGUAUGUGUCCACCCAUGAGUGCGAAUACUCCCGCGACGAUGUGGACGGGGAUAUCAUUUUGCUGGACAAGGAGGAGGAGGUGGCAACGACGGAAAAGGAGACCAAGCCUCCUAUUAAGACGUAUGAAAGGCGCUUGAAGCGUGUCAAAACCAUAACAGAAUCUGUGGGAGAAGCGAGACCCAUAUCACCGACAGCCGUGAUAAAGGAGGAACCCGGCCAGGAGCCGGUGGAAUCCACUCCAACGCCCAGCAAGAAGCGUCGCAAGUCACGCAUUCAAAUCUCACCCGAAUCCGGCGAGCAUUCCCAGGAGAAGCGCCCCAUCCGCAAACGGGUUAAGGCGGUCAACAAGGACUUUGUCUACGAUAUGGUCAGUUUUAAGCCAGAUGGAUCGGGACAGCCAGCACCAGCUGCGCUGGCCGUGGAGUCCAUGCGGGCCAAGCUGCGUCGCCAGCCGACGGGAAGCCACGACGAAACCAAGCCGAAACAGUGGGAGGCCUACAUAACGGAGGCCAAGAAGCCUCUGAUUUCGGGUAUCACACAACGCAUUAUGUUGGAACUGGUGAGUCAGGGGCUGGCGGUGUCCGCCACUCUGCCGGAAUUGCCCUCAGAGCGACCGCAGAUACGACCGCGCCUAAUUUCGCACACACGCAGCGAGGGCGGCCAGCAGCAGCAGAAUGUGGUGGAGACCUCCUUGAAUCCUGCUCCCGAAACCGAGAGCUUCAUAGAAAAGAUUGCGAAGCGCACGGCAGCAGCUGGCAAGGAUGCCGCUGUUAUCAGCAACCUGUGGAACAAGGUCAACACUGCGAUUUCCCAGCAGCAGCAGCUCAAGAUGGAGCAGCAGCUCAAACAGGAGCAGGAGCCAGAGCAGGAGCAGGAGCUAAAGCAAGAAAGCCAGCCAAAGGAGAGACCGAGAAGCCCCCUCCCUACGCCACCCUCGCCGCCCAGCAAAUGCCACGCCCAUGCCCCCGUGCCCGAAACUCUGGCAACCACUGGCAUGGAAUGCCUGGGCGGCAAGAGCAGUCAAGCGGGAGCACCGACAAUGUUUCCGGCCUUGCCCAAGCCGCCAUCCGUUCUGCAGGCAGCCGCCAAUGGGACCAUCCAGCUCACCCUGGACAGUCUGCUCCGAGCCGCGCUGCAGAACUAAACGGAACCGGAAAUGGAAAUGGAGGCCACCACCACCGUCGCUACUCUUACAACGCUCGUUGUACUCCUACUGGAUUUUUGCCCAAAGUUUCGGCUGGUCGCUGUUCCAUGACCCCUUUUGAA
Molecule: messenger RNA, 3214 nt
Organism: Drosophila gunungcola (fruit fly)
Lineage: Eukaryota; Metazoa; Arthropoda; Insecta; Diptera; Drosophilidae
Product: zinc finger protein 800
Source: RefSeq, a predicted model, not a curated record